This is a messenger RNA of Penicillium malachiteum, 2211 nucleotides long. RefSeq names its product putative DUF21 and CBS domain protein (Mam3). Gene Ontology annotation, biological process: magnesium ion homeostasis. The coding region runs from base 1 to 2211 and encodes 736 amino acids. Gene Ontology annotation, cellular component: intracellular membrane-bounded organelle. The record is from RefSeq and is a predicted model, not a curated record. The transcript has a single exon. Lineage: Eukaryota; Fungi; Ascomycota; Eurotiomycetes; Eurotiales; Aspergillaceae.
AUGAAUCGUUCGACUACCUCUCUUUUCGCCGCUCGGUCCUUGAUACUGGGCUUGGCAAAAUGUCUAUUUCUCACCUUUUCCUACCUCCCUCUUACCUCGGCUGCGCCAUUGCUCUCGACCUCCCUUACCUCUCACGAUGUCGAACCUCCGAAAGAACCGGAUGAUCCAAGCUUAUGGCUAUACCUGGGAAUCUCAGCGGCUCUUGUCCUAAGUGGCGGAGCCUUUGCGGGACUUACAAUUGCAUUAAUGGGACAAGACGAAGUGUAUCUGCAAGUGAUCCAAACAUCUGGAGAGGCAUCUGAAAAGAAAAACGCCGCCAGUGUUCUGAGCCUGCUACAGCGUGGAAAACAUUGGGUUCUUGUGACCCUCCUGCUCAGUAACGUUAUCACCAAUGAAACACUACCUAUUGUCCUGGAUCGGACCCUCGGCGGCGGUUGGCCGGCGGUCCUUGGAAGCACUGCUUUGAUUGUUAUCUUCGGCGAGAUCGUCCCUCAAUCGAUCUGUGUCCGUUAUGGUCUGCCUAUCGGAGCUUGGAUGGCACCUUGUGUCCUCGUUCUGAUGUAUAUCAUGUCUCCCGUUGCUUGGCCAGUCGCUAAAUUGCUGGACAAACUUCUCGGCGAGGAUCAUGGUACCAUUUACAAAAAGGCUGGACUGAAAACCCUCGUCACCCUUCACAGAACCCUAGGUGAAGCUGGAGAACAACUCACCUCUGACGAAGUGACAAUCAUCAGUGCUGUUUUAGAUUUAAAAGAAAAAUCUGUUGGAAGCAUCAUGACCCCGAUGGAGGAUGUCUUUACCAUGUCCGCUGAUACUGUGCUCGAUGAACGCACCAUGGAUCUCAUUCUCUCUCAAGGAUAUUCUCGAAUCCCCAUUCAUGCACCUGACAACCCUUUGAACUUUGUCGGCAUGCUCCUAGUCAAGAUGCUUAUCACCUAUGACCCUGAAGAUUGCAAACGCGUUCGCGAUUUUGCUCUCGCCACUCUACCCGAGACCCGACCUGAAACCUCCUGUCUGGAUAUUGUCAACUUUUUCCAAGAAGGCAAAUCUCAUAUGGUUUUGGUUUCGGAAUACCCCAGUGAAGAUCGGGGUGCUCUCGGAGUAGUUACUCUUGAAGAUGUCAUCGAAGAACUCAUUGGCGAAGAAAUAAUCGAUGAGUCUGACGUCUUUAUUGACGUGCAUAAGGCCAUUCGGCGCAUGGCCCCUGCACCCAAGUCUCGCGUACCCAAAGGAAAGAUCGUUGAAGAGCCACCAAUGGCGCCUUCAAUCACGGAGGGUGAGCUGCUCGACGGAGAUGAUAAUAUAUCCACUUCUGCUCCAUACCCGUCAGACCUCCUUCGUCGUCGCAGCUCCGUUGAAGCUCCACCUCCUCGUUUCCAACUACGCAGACAUGCUGACAGUGAUGCAAACGCACCAGAUGUGUGGAUUACCCAAAGAGGUGCCACUGAUGAAAUCCGGGAACACCUAAAACACCUUGGUCCUUCAAACCUCGCGAGUCGACCUCGACAAACUCGUUACCAUGCUGUCAAAAUCAAACGCAGCGGUAACUCACCUUCCCGUUCAACGCAGACUGACCUGGAGUCUGCACAAAGCACCUCUGACUCUCAACGCCAACCCUCUUCCAUUGGCUUUCAAGGGGGCAUUGGUGCAGGUCUGGUCAAUCCCGGAUCAGAUGCGAAGGAUGGUGCCCAUGCUCUAAAAAUCGGCUAUGGUUCCAUCACUUGCAAUGACACCGUCAGCAAAAGUACGAGCUCUCAGCAAUACAAAGAGCUCCCCCAAGUUUCUAUCCCAGAGGCGGUCAAUGAAGAACAUGAAGACCAACAGCCUCACCCCGCUUCAUCUCGCAAAGCCAGCAGUCGAACUGACAGCCUGGAGUCCACGGAAUCCCGUUCAGAUCUUAUUUAUCACCACCGUGGACCUACUCGAAGCGGAAGCAUCACUGAGCAAAUUGUGGAUGUCAAUGGCAUUCGCAAAGUUGUGCUUCAUACCAAUGGCACAAGCUCAUCUGAGGACGAGGGCAAAUCAUCUCCUUCUCACACUCGUGGUUCUUCUCCACGUAUCAAAAACGGCAUGGUCGAUCCACAGAAUUAUUUCAUCGAUCCUGCGAGCUCCAAUUCGAAUACGAAGAAAAGACGUCGUCGCAAGAAGCGCGGGCAAAACUCCAAGCCUGCAGAUGGCGUCGUUGGGGAGGACCAGCCUCUCCUUCAGCAUUAA